UUUUUUUUUUGAUAAAUCAUGGUUACUUCUUUAUAUAUAUAUAUACACAUAAGCAAAUAUAUGGACAGGGAAUUGUCCUCGGUGUCACACGCAAAAGAAAUGGACUUCCAAAAUCUCAAACUCGUGAUACAUUUCUUUCUAUUUCUCUUCAUUCAUGCACAAAUCAAGGCCGUUGGAUCAUUCUCCAAUGACUCUUCCUCAGCCGUUGAUCUGAAGUUCGAGCCCUCCUCGGGAAAAACGGUGUCGUCUCCGGUGGAUUUUCCCAUUUGGCGGAGGCAAUUGCCCGGAGGUGGAGGCAGCAGCGGAGGAGGAGGUGGCGGCGGAGGCGGAGGGAGCCGUGGUGGUGGCGGUGGCAGCAGCGGCGGAAGCGGCGGUAAAAGUGGUGGUAGCUCCGGUGGUAGCUCUGGUGGAGGAAGCGGCGGUAAAAGCGGCGGUAGCGGCAAUGGCGGUGGAGGAGGAAGCCGGGGAGGCAGUGGCAGCGGUGGAGGGGGAAGCCGGGGAGGUAGUGGCGGUGGCUCUUCAGGAAAUAGAGGCGGAGGCAGAGGCGGCGGCGGCGGUGGCGAUGACGGAGGAGGCGGUGGUGAUGGCGGAGUUGAUGGAGGAGGCGGUGGAAGCGGCGGUGGCGGCGGUCCCACGCCGGGCGGAGGAGCGAUGCAACUACCACCUGGUGGCCGCUUCGGUAGCGGCGGUUACCGCCAUGGACACGGCGGCGUUAGAUAUAUAUUGCUGGUUAUCUUAACUAGCUGUCUGGUAUAAAUUAUUAAUGUCCUUAAUUAAUACAUGGGUAUUUUAUGUGUGUAUAAAAUAUGUUACUUGUAUUGGACCGUGUAUUUU
Molecule: messenger RNA, 834 nt
Organism: Tarenaya hassleriana
Lineage: Eukaryota; Viridiplantae; Streptophyta; Magnoliopsida; Brassicales; Cleomaceae
Product: glycine-rich protein 5
Exons: 1
Coding region: 19-756 (245 amino acids)
Source: RefSeq, a predicted model, not a curated record